Postia placenta MAD-698-R-SB12 is the source of this 821-nucleotide messenger RNA. RefSeq lists its product as hypothetical. The transcript is spliced from 2 exons. NCBI's taxonomy places the organism in Eukaryota, Fungi, Basidiomycota, Agaricomycetes, Polyporales, Adustoporiaceae. The coding region runs from base 31 to 729 and encodes 232 amino acids. Gene Ontology annotation, molecular function: FMN binding. The record is from RefSeq and is a predicted model, not a curated record.
ACGAACCGCUCGACAAGUCUAAUAUCAAGCAUGGUGGCCGCUCCCAACUGGCUCAAUGCCCUGAGCCUUGCGCUGGCCCUGCCCGAGAACAAGAGUCAACGACUCUAUCAACUCGCGACAGUGGACAGCAAAGGCUUACCUCACGCGCGCACAGUCGGCUACGUCGACUUCCUCGAACCCGAGGACAGCCCCAACUUGCCGAUCCUGCUGGGCAUGACCGAUAUCCGCACGCCCAAGGUUGGACAGAUGCGCUCGCAGCCGUAUGUGGAAAUCUGCUGGUGGUUGUCUGGCUCGAGGGAGCAGUUCCGCAUCGCAGGCCCACUGCAGGUUGUCGCCUCGCCAAACGUGGACGUAGACGUGGUGCCGAAGGGGGAGGGCACGCUCGCAAUCGACAAGUUGACCAGACAGGGAUUCGAUUGGGAGACGAAACGGCAGGAGACCUUCGAGCGGAUACCUGGACCUAUGAAGGCGACGUGGUGCAAGCCACAGCCUGCGAGCGUGAUAGGCUCAUAUGACGAGGGCAAGACGUGGCCUCAGACAUUAGCGCCAGCGGGGGAGGAGCAGAGUGAAGAAGAGAAGCAGAACAGAGAGACGGCCUUGAAGAACUUUGCCCUGACACUCAUUGAGCCCGUUGAGGUGGAUUGGGUGCAAGUCGGCACCAAUCCUCAUCGCCGAACGAAAUUCACGAGGAACGGGGAAGAGUGGUCGGAAGAGAUUUUGGUUCCGUAAGCCUUCGUCAGCCCGGUAGUAAUAUUGACGUGUAAAAUUUGUACGUUUAGUUGUAGUUUGCGUCAGUCGAAAACAUUGCAAGUUGAGUCGCC